UGCGCGGUUAAACAUUGGCUGGACUGGCGCAUUGGGCAUUCGACCUUCUGUUAUUUCUUCUACUAUAUAAACUGCGGACCACAAUUUUUUUUUAUCAUUCAGUGUAGCAGUAGCUCAGUGAAAACAAUCAAAAUGUUCAAAUACAUGAUCGUCCUCGCCUGCAUGUUGGUGGCAGCUAUCGCUGACCCCAAGCCUGGUGUGCUGUACAGCGCUGCGUACACAGCGCCGGUGGCUGCGGCGUACACCGCUCCCGUGGUGUCGGCCGCCUACACCGCGCCCCUCGCCUACUCCGCGUACACCGCACCCCUCGCUGCGUACUCCGCCUACCCCUACGCCUCACCCUACGCCGCUUACUACCUGCGCAAGCGUUCGUCCGUUAUGUUCUGCAUAGAGACGAAACUACAAAGCUUAUGGAAGAUUGUUAAGAUUGCUUGUAUUAUCGUCCUCGCCUGCAUGUUGGUGGUAGCCAUCGCUGACCCCAAGCCUGGUGUGCUGUACAGCGCUGCGUACACAGCGCCGGUGGCUGCGGCGUACACCGCUCCCGUAGUGUCGGCCGCCUACACCGCGCCCCUCGCCUACUCCGCGUACACCGCACCCCUCGCUGCGUACUCCGCCUACCCCUACGCCGCUUACUACCUGCGCAAGUCAAGGCUUCCCGACCUUAGUUUAGUGGACAAAACCUUGGUUUCCAUGACUUUCGUAUUCAUCUGCAUGUUGGCGGUGGCUUUUGCCGACCCCAAGCCUGGUGUGCUGUACAGCGCUGCGUACACAGCGCCGGUGGCUGCGGCGUACACCGCUCCCGUGGUGUCGGCCGCCUACACCGCGCCCCUCGCCUACUCCGCGUACACCGCACCCCUUGCUGCGUACUCCGCCUACCCCUACGCCUCACCCUACGCCGCGUACUACCUGCGCAAGUGAAAUGGACAAACCCACUGAACCUACAAAAAAAAACAUUAUGAAUAUUAAGAUAUAGCAGAAGAUAAAGAAAUAAUAAAGUAUAGCUUCGAUCACAA
Molecule: messenger RNA, 1013 nt
Organism: Spodoptera frugiperda (fall armyworm)
Lineage: Eukaryota; Metazoa; Arthropoda; Insecta; Lepidoptera; Noctuidae
Product: pupal cuticle protein C1B-like
Exons: 6
Coding region: 133-918 (261 amino acids)
Source: RefSeq, a predicted model, not a curated record